Molecule: messenger RNA, 966 nt
Organism: Chlorella variabilis
Lineage: Eukaryota; Viridiplantae; Chlorophyta; Trebouxiophyceae; Chlorellales; Chlorellaceae
Product: expressed protein
Exons: 3
Coding region: 1-966 (321 amino acids)
Biological process (GO): positive regulation of DNA-templated transcription; regulation of transcription elongation by RNA polymerase II
Cellular component (GO): super elongation complex
Molecular function (GO): transcription elongation factor activity
Source: RefSeq, a predicted model, not a curated record
AUGGAGCCUCGAUUGAACACGGACUACCCCCUGCAGCUGGGCGCCUCGCUGCUGGGCAAGCGCACGGCCCAGGGGGCUGCGGUGGAGGAGUACUGCACGCUGCGCUACGACUUUAAGCCCGCCAGCGCGGGAAGGGCGUCGCAGGGGCAGAUGGAGGUGCAGGCGAGCAACCAGGUCAGCCUCCGCAUGGGCGACGCCGCCUUUGCCGGCAAGUACGAGCCCAGCAGGGACGGGCUGGACUGCGUGGCGCUCUUUGACGGCGCCUCCUUCCGCCUGGAGCUGCUGGGGGCAGCUGUGAAGAACCUGAGGCACAUCUCGGCCACGGCGCGGGCGGGCGGCGCCAGCCUGGGGGCCACCCCGCAGCCGGCGGCAGCGGCCCAGGCGCCGCCUGCAGAGGAGGCGCUCGCUGCGGGGGCGGCAUCGCUGGAGGAGGUGGCAGCCGGGCUGGGGGUGGCUGCCGCGCUGGAGGAGGCUCAGCCGCCGGCGGCGGGAGCGGGCGGCGGCGGCGGCGCAGCCGGGCCGCCCAUAGAGGGUGCCAGCUCGAUGCUGUUGGAAGAUGAGCUGCUGAGGGCCCUGGAGGAGGAGGGCUGGGAAAAGGAGGAGGAGGAGGCGGGCGAGGAGGCGGCAGCCGAACAUGGUGCAGCGGACGCGGCGGCAGCAGCAAGCAACGGCGAGGAAGAGGAGGAGGAGGAGGAGGAGGAGGCGCAGGAAGAGGAGCGGGCAGCGGCGGAGCCGACGGCGCAGCGUGGCGCGGCGGGCCAGCGGCAGGCGGCGGCGCAGCAGCCGCUGCUGGCUGCCGCGCCUGCCAUGCACCACACUGACAUGACUGAGGAUGAACGCCUGUUCUUCGGUUUUGAUGCCUCACCCGAGCCACCGCCAGACGACAGCAGCAGCGGCGACGAUGGAGGCGGCGGCAGCGACGGCGGCGGCGGCGCCGCCAGCGAGCCAGAGCAGGAGGAGAUUUGA